AUGCCGGGAAUGGUGGUAGUGGCGGUGGUAGUAUUGCUGAUGCUGCUGCUGCUGCUGCUGCUACCACCACCACUACCGCUACCGUGCCCACUACAGGGCUCCGGUGUCUGUCCUUGCAUGGCUGCCACACAUGUACUUACGUGCAUAGUACACAUCACCCACAGCCUGGCCAAUUUUGACAGGGAAGCCAACAACAACACCAAUAAUACUAACCACGACGCCCCUUGGGCCCCCGGCCAAGCCGGUCGCUGGCUCCCACCCACGGCCAUGACCGCGGCCAACACCAUGCUUACAUCCACCCGUCCAUCCCUCGCAAGUCGACGGGCCCCUUCUGCAAGUGACAGAUGUCAGUCGCAUGCAGAGCGACUGCUAAGGGCAGGUUGGGCAUAG
Molecule: messenger RNA, 390 nt
Organism: Bipolaris maydis ATCC 48331
Lineage: Eukaryota; Fungi; Ascomycota; Dothideomycetes; Pleosporales; Pleosporaceae
Source: RefSeq, a predicted model, not a curated record